Molecule: messenger RNA, 669 nt
Organism: Zophobas morio
Lineage: Eukaryota; Metazoa; Arthropoda; Insecta; Coleoptera; Tenebrionidae
Exons: 2
Coding region: 1-669 (222 amino acids)
Source: RefSeq, a predicted model, not a curated record
AUGCCGACUGCCGAAGAACUGCAACAGCAACUCGAAAAACAGCAAGAAGCCAUCCGGAAGCUAGAGCACACUCCAGCCGGUCACAGACCCGCCUACACCGACUCACAGGAGAAGCAGCUACGAAAGCUGAUAAACGAGAUGGAGCUAGGGGACCGACAACCAUCCCAGUUAUUCCGCGAAAUGAAGGCACUCGCGGGGCAGCAGAUGAAUAGCGAAGUCGUAAAAACGCUCUGGCUACAGCGACUUCCACCACAUGUCCAACUCGUGCUGUCUGCGAGCGAGGGAGUAUCGCUGGAAAAGAUGGCAGAAAUCGCGGACAAAUUGGCGGAAAUACACAGAAGCAACGCUAUGGCUUCCAGUAUCAACGCGAUAGGCGCCACCAGCGACACGACGCGGCAGAACACCAUCGUACCAACGCAGGAAACUAACCUCAUUACGGUAAUUGCAGACCUCCAGAAACAGAUGGCGGCCUUAUCGGUAGCCGUAACUCAUCUAACCAACACGAGAGGGCGCAGUCCACAAGCACGGCAAAAUGACCGUCGAAAUCGGUCAAGGACACACAGCAGGCAACGCACGGAUCAAAAUGGCGUUUGUUAUUACCACGCCAAGUUCGGUGUAAACGCCCGAAAGUGUUUCAAACCUUGCACGUUUGUACAGCCGGAAAACUAG